Molecule: messenger RNA, 585 nt
Organism: Rangifer tarandus platyrhynchus (Svalbard reindeer)
Lineage: Eukaryota; Metazoa; Chordata; Mammalia; Artiodactyla; Cervidae
Source: the annotation of a GenBank genome assembly
AUGUUUGAGGAGAUAGAAAAAGCUGAUAAAAAACAUAAGGAAAGAAAAGAGACAGUAGCCGAGAAAAGCAGACUGCUCCGCAGCACUGAGACCCUAGAUGAGAUUGGACAUGAAGUCUGUGAGGCUCCCAUGCUGACCGUGUGUGUGGUUAAUUCCAGCAGCAGUCCUGACGCUGCCUCGUGCCCUGUAGACUGCCUUCUCACGGCGGUCCAGCGUGGCCUUCGAGCCAUCCUUUACGGUGCUGCUGUUGGGCUUUCUCUGAAGUGCCAACCUGAUGGCUCCGUCUUCUGCGGGCAGCUGCCCAAAGCCAUUCGCUGCGCACGGGACCCCUGCCAGGCUGCCCGGCACGUGGCCCCCACGUGUCUCUGCUCGCUGGCUCUGGCCGCUUCUGAGCCGUGUGUGGUGGGCUCCGGCCACUCACUUGUUUUUCUGAGCAGGAUGAGGUCUUUCGUACCCACAGCCUUUUCUUCACACUCUUUCUCCGUUGUGAACAGCUCUUCCUUGCCAUUUCUUUUGGAAAUAGACAAGAAACCCACGCACAAAACUGAAGCAGCCAACAACAAAACUUCGAAUAUUCAGAUUUAG